AUGCCGGCAGCUGCUGGCGACGGGCUUCUGAGCGAGCCCCCGGCAGCGAGCUUCGGCGACAGCGGCGGCGAGCCCACGACGCCGCCUGCCCUUGGCCCGGAGGGGACUUUCCUGGCGGCCUGGGUCAACGCGGCGGCGUCCCGAGAGCGCCUUCGCGAAUUCCAGCACAUCAAGCGCGUCGGCAACUACCUGAUCGGCAGGAAGCUGGGCGAGGGCUCCUUCGCCAAAGUGCGCGAGGGGAUGCACGUCGUGACCGGAGAAAAGGUGGCAGUGAAAGUUAUUGAUAAGAAAAGAGCCAAAAAGGACACCUAUGUCACCAAGAAUCUGAGGCGAGAGGGACAGAUCCAACAAAUGAUCCGGCAUCCUAACAUUGCUCAGCUGUUGGAUAUCUUGGAAACAGAAAACAGUUACUACCUUGUCAUGGAGCUAUGCACUGGAGGCAACUUAAUGCACAAGAUCUAUGAGAAAAAAAGAUUAGAAGAGCAUGAAGCACGCAAAUAUAUUUGGCAGCUAAUUUUAGCAGUGGAACAUCUACAUCGUGCUGGGGUGGUUCACAGAGACUUGAAGAUAGAAAAUCUCUUGCUAGAUGAAGACAACAAUAUCAAGCUUAUUGACUUUGGCUUGAGCAACUGUGCAAGUAUCUUGGGUUACUCUGAUCCUUUCAGCACGCAAUGUGGCAGUCCAGCCUACGCAGCACCAGAGCUUCUUGCAAGAAAAAAAUAUGGUCCCAAAAUAGACGUUUGGUCCAUUGGUGUGAAUAUGUAUGCAAUGCUGACUGGAACUCUGCCAUUUACUGUGGAACCAUUCAGUCUGAGAGCUUUGUAUCAGAAAAUGAUUGACAAAGAAAUGAAUCCCCUCCCCACUCAGCUCUCCACAGCAGCUAUAAACUUCCUACGAUCACUGCUAGAGCCAGAUCCUGCAAAGAGGCCAAACAUCCAACAAGCUCUAGCAAAUAGAUGGCUUAAUGAGAAUGGCAAAUCAUUAAACAACGUCACAUAUCCAAACAGAAUCCAUUUGGAAGAUAUCAGCCAAAAUGUGCUACUCUACAUGACUGAAAAGCUUGGCUAUAAGAACAGUGAUGUGAUCAAUACUAUCCUCUCUAACAGAGCUUGCCACACUCUUGCCAUCUAUGUCUUGCUUAAUAAGAAGUUGGAACAGUAUUUGGCAGGCCUUCAAAAGGCAGACAUUCCUGAAAAUGUGUACAUGAACCAACUAUGUCAGAUAGAAAAAUCCAAAUCAAAUAAGGAUUCCUAUGAGGACAAAAGGGUCAAAGAGCAAGAAACAAAAGAAGAGCUUCUUCACCCACUUCUGAAGAAAUCUGAGAAAAAUCCUUCUUCCUACAAAGAGCCUUCAGCUAGUCUUAUGACACAGAUACAAAAUGCCAAGGCUCUGCUGAAUGAUCGCAAAGCUACCCAGGGCAGUGCUCCAGAAAAAAAUUCUCCUGGUGGUCUGAGUCCUUUCCAUGAAUCAGCAACAGCCAAAACAGGUUGUGUCACCUCUUAUUCUUUGGAAUACUUGGAAAUCCAACAUCCUGUUCCAAGAACUCCAAGGCUUUCAAAGCGACAAGAGUCCCCUCAACAAGAACCUUCAAGCCCUGGGAACCAGAAUUUGGAUUCUCCUUUAAUUUUGAACAUUGUACAUUCUUUUGAAACUGGUGAUAGAGAGGACCAAAUAGAUCAACUGUCUCCUACUCACCAGUAUCGGAUCCUAAACUCACCAGUAAAUUUUGGACGCAGAAGCUCCAGUGAAAGGACAUUGUCUCCACUCUUCCAGCCUGGAGGCACUUCACCUAGUCCUACUAAAAGUCCAGUUCACCCCACUCAACUGUCUUUCACAUAUGAUGAAAAGACCAGUUCUUUUAGAGAGGAAGCUGUGUCUCCAACCCAACUAAACAACAUCUCUAACCCCCUGGGGAGCCCUAACUGUGUGAAAAGCAGAGGCCGAUUCCCCAUGAUGGGUAUUGGACAGAUGAUGCGGAAACGGAAUCAGUCAGUAGGAUCACCCACCGAGAAGACGUUGGAAGCAAGAAUGCCUCAGUUGCAGCAAAUGAGCCCAACUCAAAUUUCCUUCAACAUAAUGGACCCCAUAAAUGGCCAGUGUUGA
Eublepharis macularius is the source of this 2103-nucleotide messenger RNA. It is a transcript of the gene HUNK, whose product is annotated as hormonally up-regulated Neu-associated kinase. The transcript is spliced from 10 exons. Gene Ontology annotation, biological process: protein phosphorylation; intracellular signal transduction. The coding region runs from base 1 to 2103 and encodes 700 amino acids. Gene Ontology annotation, molecular function: ATP binding; protein serine/threonine kinase activity. Gene Ontology annotation, cellular component: cytoplasm. The record is from RefSeq and is a predicted model, not a curated record. Lineage: Eukaryota; Metazoa; Chordata; Lepidosauria; Squamata; Eublepharidae.